Molecule: messenger RNA, 3066 nt
Organism: Gordionus sp. m RMFG-2023
Lineage: Eukaryota; Metazoa; Nematomorpha; Gordioida; Chordodea; Parachordodidae
Exons: 1
Coding region: 1-3066 (1021 amino acids)
Biological process (GO): DNA repair; telomere maintenance
Molecular function (GO): DNA helicase activity
Source: RefSeq, a predicted model, not a curated record
AUGGAUUAUUUAGCCUCCGAUUUUUCCAAUAAUAUUAAUAUACCUAUAGGACGGGCAGUUAUUCUACCAUCUUCUUUUCAAGGUUCUCCUAGAAACAUGCAAGAGCGUUAUCACGACGCAAUGUCUAUCGUCUUAAAAUAUGGCAAACCCGAUCUUUUUAUAACUUUUACUUGCAACCCAACAUGGCCCGAAAUAUCUGAAAAUCUUUUUAACGGUCAAACGCCUGCCGAUAGACCUGAUAUAGUUUCUAGAGUUUUUAAAAUUAAAUUAGCUGCUUUUUUAUCUGAUAUCACUAAAAAUAACAUGUUCGGGAAAACAUUGGCAUAUGUUUAUACGAUUGAAUUUCAAAAAAGAGGAUUACCUCAUGCCCAUUUGUUGUUCAUUAUAAGUUCAGAGCAUAAAAUUGAUACCGCUGAGGCUAUAGAUAAAUUUGUAUGUGCCGAGAUACCAGAUAGGACUAACAAUUCACAAUUAUUUAACAUUGUUACGCGUUUUAUGAUUCAUGGCCCCUGUGGCAUUCUUAAUCCUCGAUCACCUUGCAUGGAUAAUGGCGUAUGUACUAAAAAUUUUCCUAAAGAUUUUAUAAAUGAUACAAUAACAAAUACUAAUGAGUAUCCUCUAUAUAAAAGAAGGGAUGUAGGUUCUAUAUUAAUAUCCGGUAAACCUGUUGAUAAUCGUUUUGUUAUUCCAUACAAUACCUACUUACUGUUAAAAUACAAUGCUCAUAUCAAUGUUGAAAUAUGCACUUCUGUUAAAUCAGUAAAAUAUAUUUUAAAAUACGUAUAUAAAGGUUAUGAUUGUGCAAAUAUCGAUUUAAAUUUAGAAUCUCUCCCCCCUAAAUAUGAUGAAAUUAAAAGUCAUUUAAAGACUCGGUAUGUUAGCUCAUGUGAAGCGAUGUGGCGGUUAUUAGAGUAUCCCAUGCAUGAUCGUUCACAUGCCAUUAUUCGAUUAGCUCUCCAUAUGCCUUUUAAACAAUCUGUCUAUUUUCAACAAGGCGAUGAAAGGGAGGCUUUCAAAAGAGCUAAUUUACAUAAAACUACACUUACUGCUUGGUUUCUCUUAGAUCAAUUUAAUCCUUGCGCCAGACAAUAUCUAUACAUUGAUAUUCCUUAUCACUAUGUUUUUGUCAAUUAUAUCUGGCAAGAAAGAAAACGUGGCCAUCAAUCUAUCAUCUCUAGAAUGUUUUCUACCGAUAUUAAAUGUGGAGAACGGUUUUACCUACGCCUACUUCUUCUUCAUGUUCCUGGAGCAAAAAGCUUCGAUUUUUUGAGAACUGUUGAUGACAUUUUGCUAGAUACCUUUAAGGAGGCUGCUAUCAAAAGGCAUUUAUUUUCUGAUGAUAAAGAGUGGGAGCAUUGUCUUGAGGAGACAUCCUUAUUUCAAAUGCCUUUUCAAUUUAGGCAUACUUUUGCUUUUAUAUGCGUUUUCGGUCAACCUCGAAAUCCUGCAUUUCUUUGGGAUAAAUUCAAAUCUUACCUAAUUGAGGAUUUCUUGCGCACUAAUUCUGAGUCACUUGCCAUUAAUUUAGCUUUACACGAUAUUUCUAAUACCCUUAAUGCUCACGGGCUACAUUGCAACAAUUUUAAUCUCCCUAUCCCUGAGCCUAUUCUUCAACCAAAAUUAUAUGAUUCAGUAACGGAGACAGCUAAGGCUUUGGUAAUGUUAUCCAGUUUAAAUCCUUUACAAAAAUAUGCUUUUGAGCUAAUUAUCCAUGCAAUAGAAGAUAUUUCAUGUACCAUUAGAUAUUUUUAUCUUGAUGGUCCAGGAGGAUCAGGAAAAACUUAUCUUUACAAUACUUUAAUACAUUAUCUUAGAGGGCAAAAUAAAAUUGUAUUACCAUUUGCUACUACAGGAAUUUCAUCCAUACUACUAAUUGGUGGAAAAACAAUUCAUAGUGGUUUUAAACUUCCUAUACCUAUUUUAGACACAUCGGUUUCACGUAUGAGACCUUUAUCUACACAAGCUAAGGAACUUAAACUUGCCCAUUUAAUAAUUAUAGAUGAAUCAAGUAUGAUGACAAAACAUGCUUUACGCUGUAUAGAUGCCUUACUUAGGGAAAUUAUGCAAAUAAAUACCCCCUUCGGUGGCAAAGUUAUUUUAUUAGGAGGAGAUUUUAGGCAAACUUUACCAAUUAUACCUAGGGCUUCUAAAACACAUAUUAUCGAAUCAUGUAUUAAAUCUUCAAAUUUAUGGCAUGUUUUCCACCAAAUUCAAUUGACCCAUAAUAUGCGCUCUCUUUCUGAGGAGGAAAGUUAUAUUAAAUGGCUUCUACAAAUAGGUGAAGGGAAAACACCUCUAUUACCUUCCCCCCUUCCUUCCGACUAUAUAGAAAUUCCCCUAUCUAUGCUUGGAGAUUCUCUAAUAUCAUCCAUAUAUGGUGAUUCCCUUUUACUUAAUAAUAUUGAUUAUUUAUCUAGCCGCAUAAUUCUAACUACAAAAAACGAUAUUGCAUUAACAUUAAAUAACACUAUCAUAUCAAAACUUCCAUCCUCUUUAAGACUUUACUAUAGUUCUGAUUCAUUGGUUUCCGAUCACACAGAUGAAUCUCUCAACUAUCCACCUGAAUUUCUACAUUCCCUAACACCUUUUGGAAUGCCACCUCACAUACUAUCCUUAAAAGUUGGUACAAUUAUUAUUCUUUUUCGCAAUAUGAAUCCCACAAAAGGUUUAUGUAAUGGCACCCGGUUAAUAAUCAAAAGUAUACAUAAUUAUUUUUUGGACGCCGAAAUAAUUACAGGCACCAAUAAAGGUUACAGGGUCUUUAUUCCUCGCAUUGAUUUAACUCCGAGUGAAUCACAAUUACCUUUUAUUUUAAAACGUCGCCAAUUUCCAAUUCUUCCUGCAUUUGUUAUCACAAUAAAUAAAAGCCAGGGCCAAACCUUUGAUCAUGUAGGAUUAUAUCUUCAUGAACCCGUAUUUUCACACGGACAACUUUACGUUGCCUUAAGUCGUUGCACUUCUAAAAAAAAUAUAAAAAUUAUGAUUGUUCCCACGCUUUUGCAAGGACAUAUGCUUUCAAAUGAAAAAAUAUAUACUAAAAAUAUUGUGUAUACCUGUAUUUUAUAA